Messenger RNA from Epinephelus fuscoguttatus (brown-marbled grouper), 6868 nucleotides. RefSeq names its product Rho GTPase activating protein 1 (gene arhgap1). Bases 253 to 1545 code for a protein of 430 amino acids. Gene Ontology annotation, cellular component: cytoplasm. Gene Ontology annotation, molecular function: GTPase activator activity. Lineage: Eukaryota; Metazoa; Chordata; Actinopteri; Perciformes; Serranidae. Gene Ontology annotation, biological process: small GTPase-mediated signal transduction; negative regulation of endocytic recycling. The transcript is spliced from 13 exons. The record is from RefSeq and is a predicted model, not a curated record.
GAAAAGUGCACACAGGAAGAGGUGUUGACGCAGAUUGUUGCUGUCAACAGCACUGAUCAAGUCAACGGCGACUUCAGACGCCACAAAGCCCCCCAGCUGAUUUUGAGCAGCGUCACAUUCACGGACUCUGGCCACCACUCUGCGGAAGUCCCAGCUUCGUGUGUGUGUGUGUGUGUGUGUGUGUGGCACAGUCGAGACAUCACCGUGCAGCGUGCGAGUGGGUGCGUGUAGCGCCGUUCUGCAGUGUACGUGAUGUCGUCAGAGCUGCUGGUAGAUUUGGGCGAAGACCCCGCGACCGCACAGUUGGGACAACUGAAGCUGACCACUAUAGAGGACCAGCAGUGGCCCGCCGAUGAGUCGACUCUCAGCAAGUCGGAGACAGAUCUCUCCCAGCGCUUUGAUGCCGGCUCCCCCCACCUGCCCUGGGACCAUCCUUUCUACGACAUCGCCAGGCAUCAGAUCAUUGAAGUGGCAGGUGAUGAUAACUUCGGCAGGAAGGUGAUAGUGUUCAAUGCAUGCAGGAUGCCGCCACAGCACCAGCUGGACCACCACAAGCUGCUGAUGUAUCUCAAAGGAACACUGGAUCAGUACGUCGAAAGCGACUACACUCUGAUCUAUUUCCAUCAUGGGCUGACCAGUGAAAAUAAACCGUCACUCAGCUGGCUACGAGACGCUUACAGAGAGUUUGACAGAAAGUAUAAGAAGAACAUCAAGGCUCUGUAUAUCGUCCAUCCCACCAUGUUCAUCAAGACCCUGCUGAUCCUCUUCAAACCAAUCAUCAGUUUUAAGUUUGGCAGGAAGAUCAACUAUGUGAGCUAUCUGAGUGAGCUGGAGGAUGUGGUGAAGUGUGAGCAGCUGCUCAUUCCUGCCCGCGUCAAAGAGUACGACAACAAGUUGAGAGCGUCUCUGAAACCGAGCGCCCAGCCUCCCAUGUCUCCUCCUCACAGCCCUCCCCUCCCCAACCAGGUGUUUGGAGUGCCACUUGCAAUACUCAGACAGAGGAGUUCAGAGGAUGAUCUAGUUCCCGUGGUGAUGAGAGACACCAUUGGCUUCCUCUCAGAGCAAGGUUUGGAGAUUGAAGGGAUCUUCAGACGGUCUGCCAAUGUGACUCUGGUAAAGGACGUCCAGGUCAGAUACAACUCAGGUAUGACAGUGGAUUUCAGAGAGAUAGAAGACGUCCACUUGGCUGCUGUGAUUCUGAAGACGUUCCUGAGGGAGUUACCUGAGCCUCUGCUCACCUACCAGCUCUACAACGACAUCGUCAACUUCACCUCUGUAUCCAGUGACAGCCAGGUGGAGCAGAUGAAGAUGCUGCUGGAGUCGCUGCCAGAGGAAAACUAUGCAUCACUCCGAUACCUCAUCACAUUCCUGGCACAGGUAUCAGCCAACAGCGAAGUGAACAAGAUGACCAACAGCAACCUGGCUGUGGUGUUUGGUCCUAACCUGCUCUGGGGGCGGGACGCCGCCAUGUCACUCAGCGCCAUCGGGCCAAUCAACAACUUCACCAGAACCCUGCUGGACCAGCAGCAUCUGGUCUUCACCUAAACCCCGCCCCCUCUACCCUGCAGUCUCUCUUCCAGUCAGAAACACCCUUUCCCAUUUAAACACUAUACACUCUCAAAAGAUCCCGUGGACCAAUCACAUUUGAGUUAGUCUCCCACCAGUCCCUUAAACAGUGUUGUUAAGUCAAACGGUAUCGACGUCUGCUAGCUGGCCCGCAUUUCCAUUACCAUGUGAUUUCAGGCAUGUGGGUGGAACACAGCAGCCAAAUAACCCUCAGUAAACAACUUAUAGCACAAAAUUCAGCAUCCAUUCACACUGGGACACGUUGGUCGGACUGUGGAGAGCAAAGCUGAGAGAUUUAACCUCAGUGUGGCGAAGUCUGUUCGGCAAGUCAUGGAUUUUUGCUAGAUUACGAGAUGAUAUGAGGUAAAAGAUCCACUCCCUGAGUUUUUGUUAUUCUAGUCGCUUUGGUGAAGCGCCAAAAACACUCCUACAUUCCCCAUAAUGCAGCUUGACAGAGUCUUUCACCUGACCCUGCCUGCCUGGUAAACCCAGUCUUACUGUCUGUAUCUUUCAGGACGUAAAGGUAAUUUAUCGAUUAUGUUGAUCCCAGUGUGAAUGCAUGCACAACCUCGGCUGCGGUACAGUCCCAUAGAACAUUUCUGACUCUUCCACCACCCCUUUACACCCAACACACCCUCGAGAACUUCCAGUCCUAAGUGCAUGUGUUAAUAGUAUUUAAGUGUCUCAGGCCGACCUGAACACACUCUGGUUCUCAUCUCUGUAGGGAGAUUAAUAGCUGUUGGACUUAGACGUCCCCAGUCUGUCCCUGUAUACCUGUGCCGUGCUGUGUCCAGUCUGUCUCUCUGCUGUUUUCUAUGUAGUGCCAAAAAAAUACAAAACUGGCCUCCAGCUUUCACAGAAAGAGCAGGGUGAUAACACAUUUAGGAUAAUAACUACAGAUAAUGAAGCGGUGCAGUUACCAAAAGUCCCCUCUAGGAGUAUGAUCCCAAACUUAAAGAGAGAACAGAUGAAGAGAAUGGAGGUGGGAGUUUCCAUCUCCAUGAAAGUCUCAGGUUUAACGGUGAACUUGGUACCAAACGUUGUGGACAAUCUUUGAAAUGCUGUAAUUAUAGUAGAAACAGAGCUGUGUGAUUCUACCAGUAGAAACAGCUGUGCACGUAUGAAACGAGUGCUGGACCUGGUCUGAUAGGACCGAGGACCCGCUGCUCUGUAAUAUACUCUGUAAUAUCCUGAUAGUGAUCUGACUGAUAUCUAUGAUUCUUUAUGGCUCUCUCCUUACUAUAUUUGACUUUAACAUUGUAUUCAUAAUAUUCUCUUGGAAUUUCUACUCUAUUUUUCCGCGCAAUGAUAGAAUUAUCUUAACUCCAUUGUCGUUAUCUUAACAUGUGUCAUUGUAGUUCAUCAGAGAAGCAGUUUUUUAACGGUGUACGGUGAGGUCUAGUGUUCAGUAGCACAAAAACACAACUAAGAAUUAUAAUCAGAUACACAAACUGUUCAGCGUGUGCAGGGCUUUUAUUUUGCCAGUCCCAGUGUCCCCAUACUAGCGAGGUACUCUUUCCCCGAAUGUGCCGUUUCGUCGUCGUCUCCGGUUCAGUGGCUUCAGAAUUGUAUCUCUGCUUUAUGCAGAUGAUGUGGUUCUGUUGGUAUCAUCUCGCCGUGGCCUCCAGCAUGUACUGGGGCGUUCUUGAGCAUGAAGCAGUCAAGAUGAGAGUUAGAACCUCCAAAUCUGAGGCCAGGGUUCUCUGCCAGAAAACGGUGGAUUGCCCUCUCCUGGUUGGGGGAGAGUGACUGCCCCAAGCGUGGGAGUUGAAGUAUCUCGCGUUCUUGUUCACGAUUGAGGGUAGAAUGGAGCGUGAGAUGGAUCGGCAGUUUGGCGCGGGAUCUGCAGUGAUGCAUGCGAUGUGCCGGAGCGUCGAGGUGAAGAGGGAGCCGAGUCAAAAGGCAAAGCUUUCGAUUUACUGGUCCAUAUACGUCCCAACCCUCACCUAUGGUCAUGAGCUCUGGAUAGUGACUGAAAGAAUGUGAUCACGGAUACAAGCGGCUGAAAUGAGUUCCUCUAAAGGGUGUCUGGGCUCAGCCUUAGAGAUAGGAUAAGGAGCUCGGACAUCCAGUGGGAGCUCGGACUAGAGCAGCUGCUUCCGUCGAAAGGGGUCAGUUGAGGUGGUUCGGGCAUCUGAUCAGGAUGCCUCCUGGGCGCCUGAGGUGUUCCAGGUAUGCCCCACUGGUAGGAGGCCCCAGGGCAGACCCAGAAUAUGCUGGAGGGAUCACAUAUCUCAUCUGGCCUGGGAACGCCUCGGGAUCCCCCAGGUGGAGCUGGAAAGCUUUGCUGGGGAGAGGGACGUCUGGGGUGCUUUGCUCGGCCUGCUGCUCCUGCGACCAGGCUUCGGAUAAGCGGAUGUGGCCCUAAUCCAUGUACAUCACAAAAGUCUUCACAUUCCUGCUGACUGAGACGGUAUACAUUUAGCCUACUGAAAUUCUAGUGUUGUUAUGGAUACUGUUCAUUACAGGAAGUGCUUUCAUUGUACAUGUUACCGGCUUCUCGCCUUCAGGAUUUCUGCGUCUUGAAGUUUAAAGCAUUUUGAAACCGUUACCCAAAGGUGCCACACGUUCAGUGUUGCCUUGUGCAGCUUUAGUACUUUAUACUGGUUGUUGGACAGUGGUGUGAGUUAUUGUUGCAGUCUCUGUGUUGGGUAGUUAUUGUCAUUCAUUCCGGCCAGCACCUUUAGCACGAUCGCCUCAGUGUGCACUCUGUAUCAUUCAGUUUGUGUCUCAGUGCCCUAUCAGAGAAGGUUGGACACUGGCCAAACAUUGUACUUUCUGCAGUUGUGUUAUUUAUCUGUAGUCCUGGUUGUGUAACUGGUUAUUGGUCAGUCCAAACUGCCCAACAGCAGCGGCUUUAUAGAGGAGGGGACUCUUUUUAAAGUACAUGACCUAGCCUGGCCCAGGUUCUCUUUUUGUUGACUGAUUUCCUUGUUGUUUUAAGUUUUAUUUGAUGUAUUUUUUUUUUUUUACAAUUUCUUUUUCACAACCUCACUAAAACCAGUCUGAACUGUUUGUUUCUCUGGUUUAAACAAACACCAGGGUAAGACUACUCCCUAUAGUUUACUUUUAUUUUUAGUUGACGCUGUCCCACUCGAGUGUUGUCCAAGUUGAGUAUGAUCGUUUCUGUGUCAUUGGUGCAGGGUCCUCUGGUCUGGUCUGGUCUUUUUUAAAUAGCCACACAGGUUUCAGUGGAUUAUCUUGCCGCUACACUACAGGGGCUACUUGUGAGCAGUCAUUUGAAGGGAUACUUUGGCAGUUCUUGACCAGAUCUGUGUCAAUGUGGUGUGGGGAGUAGGCUUCGCCUUGUGCCAGAAGCUCCAGGAACUUCCCAUGAAACAUGUCAUUUUGCUUCACUAGUGAUGCUUCUUGCAUCGUCCAGGGGAUUGUGGCUGGUGGACGGGCUGCUGCUCAACUGCACAUAACGCCCCACAACACUGUGACAUAGACCUUGUUGAAAACUGGCAAAGUAUCCCUUUAUUAUCACUCAUCGAUUAUCCUAAAAACCAGUGAUGAGGAUGCUACAUUAGAGCUGUGCGGUCAUCGAAAGCCCCUUUCACACAUGCUGUUUAUCCUUGAAAUGUUCAGGAACAUUUCUUGCAUGAGCUCAUGUGCUAUUUCCCACCUCAAGACUAGUAACAUUUAAGCUUAAAAAUUCGGAUACGUCCGUAUUUUUGAAUCAAAGCAUUAAUAUUGCCGAGGCAAGCACUUACAUCGAUCUGACGAAAGACGCUUUCAUGUAGAGCAAGUGAGCCAGUCACUUUGCUUUUGUGGGUGAUUUGAUAAUCAACAACCAAAAAUAAAUACAUCAAAUACCUUACAAGAACACUGGCGUAGGCUAGAGGCAUCUUAGAGUUUAAGUUCGGUUAAAUGCGAAGAAUAGAUUUGGCUUCAGAGGCAAGCACUUUCCCGCAUUUUCCAACAUGUUGGACUGUUUUCAUUUAUUGUUCACUCAUUUUCUUUCAUUUAUUAUGACAUAAAGGCCAAAUAGUAUUUCAGCACUUAUCACUGUACUCUGUGGUGCGUCUUCAAGCUUUAUUGUCUUCAUUAUGUUCCCAAAGCCUUAAUUUAAAGAACCUUUUCUCAUGUUCUGCCAUCUAUCUCCAAAUGUAUCUCCCGUUAAGCUCUGCAUCUAUGUAAAAUGAAUAAAAAAAGAUUUCCGCUUGUCUAUUGUUGACUCGUGCAUGCUGUGAUGAAGGUCUGAUAGACUUGAAAAGGUGCGGAAAUCUUUUCUAUCAGUCUGGACUCAUUGAUGCUUCCGGCACCUUUGCCAAGAUUGAGCCGCUAAAAUAGUGUUGACGUAGAAUAAAAAAUGAAAAUAAUUAUUUUGAGUCGAGCAGCUCAGUGUACUUUUGACAUAGUUGUUAACAGGUAUGAUAUGUUAUACUGUACAUGACUUUGGCUGGAGGUCACAGGAACUGACCUUCAUGACCAUGAUGUCUCCUCUCUGUAGUCGUGCAGUUUAUGUAAAGACUCCCGGCCAAACGAUGCUGUCGAGUCUUUUAUUUUGUCAAUGGCCAAAAAUACUAUCAGUGGGUGAAUUUCAUUGUUGUUAUGUUGCUAUGGUACUUAAUAUGAUGUGACUGAAAAGCACCAAAAGAUCAGAGAUUUAGUUUGACUGAAGCUGAAAGCUAAAAAAAAACAAAAAACAAAAAAUCUCAAAUGUUUACCUGUCGUAACUCCCAGUCAUGUCAAUACCACGGAAAUUGACAUGCUAUCGGUGUCUAUUUGGGUGUGUGUGUAGGUGUAAAUGCUAACUCAGCUGGACCCAGUAUAUUUGAAAAGACAAAAUAUUUCUGACUGCUGGGGUUUAAAUAUAUAUUAGCAUAACUAGGGCUCCUGUCAGUUGAGACGUGUGUGUAUGUGUACUUGUACUUAGUAGUGGUGGACCGAAACAUUUUAGGAACAGAGUGAGGACUUUUUGGAAAGUUAGGACUUUUUGGCGAAUCCUUAGUUCGUCAAAGGCCUGUUUGUGGGUAACAACUUGGUUUUAAGGUUCAGAUUAAUAUCAGGGUUAGGCUAGGGUAAAGCUUGGGGUUUGGCACUCAGUUGUGAAAGCUAAGGUUAGGGUAAAGGGCUAGGGCAUGCACCAUAUCACUGAAGGUCCUCGCAAAGAUAGAAGUACAAGAGUGUGUGUGCGUAUGUGUGUGUGUCCUUGAGCCUUUUUUGUUCCCCCAAGUGAUCAUGUGUUUAGCCAUCAAAGUGCCAGUGUGCCCGUUCUGCCAUAGAUUAAAACGACGCGAGGUGCGUUCAACAAAGCUUUAGUGUCUGUAUGUUACACACAGCAUGCUAACAGGCUGAA